ACGAAGUGUCAAGGAAAAAUAGUAAACUACGAAUGCGACCCAGUCCACCUAGACGGUCUAAAAAAUCUGAACGAGAUCGGUCUUUUAAGUAGCAAUCGCCAUCCCUUUCAAAAUGAAAGUUACCCAAUAAAUGGAGCGAUAUCCACAACGGGAAACUUUAAUUUGCAAUACUUGGACUUGAGUUAUAAUUACUUAACGAAAACAACCGUGCUAGAAACGAUACGGUGCUUGUAUUAUCAGAAUUAUAUGCUAGGAAACGAUAAAACCAAAGGUCUUCUACAUAUUUUGUUGGAGGGAGAAGGUAUUGAACGCGAGAACGAUAAAGAUUGGAUGACGUUCGAAAAACUGUUACAAACUAGAAGAGAAGAAAAACCUUUUUCAGGAGAUGUUUUUCGAGAAUUCGUGACAGAGGAAAGCGAAAUCUUACGACAAAACAUUAAACCUUAACCUAAUAAAGGCUAAAUAUUUAAAGACAUUUUAAAAAGCCCGCCAAAAUAAAAUCUGGUAUAUGUGGCGCCGCCUAGCGUGAAGUUCCAAAAUGAGCUUUUUGGUUUCGCCACCAGGGAGCGCAAAACUUUCAUCGAACUGUAGAUCGUCAUUUUGCUGACAGAUGGCGCCACUGAUCAGAAAAUUUUUUUCCUUUCAAGAUCGAGAAGGAAUAACAUUACCGAACAUUAAUAUUAAUUGUAGUUCCGUGGUAAUAUACUGAUUAAUUCAAAGCUGAAUUAUAUUAUCAUCGUUGUUUCUAAUUUUCCGGGUUUUUCACGUGUUUGUCUCAAGCUACAUGUACAAUGGAAUUAAUGAAUUUGAAAUCAUUCGCAUUUGUAGCUUUAUCUCAUCGGACAAGAGCUGCAUGUCCACGGGGUCAUUGUGCGUAUAACCCUGGCCUCACUG
Messenger RNA from Megachile rotundata (alfalfa leafcutting bee), 894 nucleotides. RefSeq lists its product as uncharacterized. The record is from RefSeq and is a predicted model, not a curated record. Gene Ontology annotation, molecular function: protein binding. NCBI's taxonomy places the organism in Eukaryota, Metazoa, Arthropoda, Insecta, Hymenoptera, Megachilidae.